GACUCCUCGGUGGCGGCAAGCUCUGGGAUUCCGAGCUGCAGAGAUGCUACCGGCUGAUAUCGCGCGCCGACUGUUGGCGGAGCUUCAGAGUGCCCUGGACGUCUGCUCAGAGCGACAACGGCAGUUGGAGCAGAGCCUGCGCGUCUCCCGGCGGCUGCUGAGGGCCUGGGAACCAGCUGGGACCUCAGCCCCGGAUCCACCUCCAGUACCCGAAAGUAAAGAAGCUGACCCGUCUCCAGUACACACACCAAGCCCCCAAGAGCUCAAGGAGUUAGAGCUUCUGACACAGGCUCUGGAGAAGGCUGCCCGGGUGCGCAAAAGCAUCUCCAAGGCAGGAGAAAGAGACAAACACUCCAGUGGGAAAUCUCGAUCCAUUGCUGCUGCUCCUGGCACCACUGCUGUUUCCCUACCUCAGGCCUCAGGUAGGGCUGGCAACUGUGUACCCAUGACAAGACCCACCAAGGCCAUCCGCCAGACCACUGUGCAGGCCAAGGAGCACCCUGGUCUUAAACUUCUGCCUGCAGUGAGUAGGAAGCACAUAGCGAUAGGAGCCCAAGCCACCAAGUGUGGACCAAGACUCCAAGACCAACAAUUGGCUCCUUGUGCUGCGCCUCUGGCUCCAGAAACCUUCACACUCAAGCAGAAGGGGACCCUGCUGCGGCUGCCUGUGGCCUUCAGGAAGGCGGCUUCUCAGAACUCUAGCCUGUGGGCCCAGCUCAACUCCACACAGACCAGUGAUUCCACAGAUGCCGCCCGCGCUGCCAAAAUCCAGUUCCUUCAGAAAAUGCAGUCAGGUUCACCCAGCCCUGGACCCAGUGCUGUGGAGGUGGAGGCAGAGGCCCAGCGCCUGCGGGAGGCUUGUGCACUGCUGAAGCUGCGCAUGCAGGAGGAGCUCUCAGUAGCCCCUGCUGACUGGAUGCAGGAGUACCGCUGUCUACUCACCCUGGAAGGGCUGCAGGCCAAAGUCGAGCAGUAUCUCCACAGGCUGAAGGAUCUGUAUGCAGUCGCGACGGAGCAAUCCCCAGGACCACAGCUUGGGAAGCCUCCCCAGACUCCAUUGCCCUUGAGAGGUGAAGUGGACCCUUCUCAGAGCCCUCAGCUCCUUUUCUACUCCAGCACCCAGGAGCUGCAGACCCUGGCAGCCCUGAGGCUGCGGGUGGCCAUGCUGGAACAGCAGAUCCACCUAGAAAAGGUCUUGAUGGCUGAACUCCUUCCCUUCAUAAACACCCAGGAGCCCAAAGGGUCAACCUGGCUGGCACUGUGCCGAGCAGUGCACAGCCUGCUCUGUGAGGGAGGAGAACGCUUCCUCACUGUCCUUCGAGAUGAUCCUGCUGACUGAGCCUUGCACCCAGGCCUCCAGACCCAGUCUUCUGGCUGGGAGUGAAUGGGGAUUGAGGAGAAAUUCUCUGGUUGGUGAAUCAGGCCACAUGAAGAUGCCCGGACAUCCCUAGAAGCCUGGGCCUCCACGGUGGGGUGGACAGGCAUCAAAUCUGAGGUUUAGGGCCUGGCUUUGCCUCCCUGGGUCCCUACAAACAGUCCAGAGGCCCAGGGAAGCCUUUCUUGGCUCCCUCUGUUUUCUCUCAUCUGUAUGAUAUUAAAACUGUUUCAGAAAGUACUUAAGUCACCACACGGUAGGACUUGGCAUGGGAUCUUUUUGUAGUUUCUGUUUCUUUGUAGGUUUUCUAAUCCACAGUGCGCCAAACAAAGGGCAAGGUGGUGCACACCCCUGUAAUCUCAGCAACUUGACAGGUGCGGAGUGCGAGGCUGAUGUUCCAGGUUAGCCCAGGCAA
Perognathus longimembris pacificus (Pacific pocket mouse) is the source of this 1790-nucleotide messenger RNA. It is a transcript of the gene Tedc2, whose product is annotated as tubulin epsilon and delta complex 2. Lineage: Eukaryota; Metazoa; Chordata; Mammalia; Rodentia; Heteromyidae. The transcript is spliced from 10 exons. Bases 44 to 1339 code for a protein of 431 amino acids. The record is from RefSeq and is a predicted model, not a curated record.